AUGACCCGUCACGGAAAGAACAACACCGCUUCGUCGUUUUAUUCUGCUGCGGAACGCGCCAAGGAUGCGAAAGCCAGCGGGUUCGGCACCCUUCACGCUCGUCUGACUGCCGAUUCAAUCAAGGAUUUCGACUGCUGUUCAUUGACGCUUCAGCCUUGCAGGCACCCCGUCAUCUCGCCGGAGGGCCAUAUCUUUGAUCGAGAGGCUAUGAUCGAAUAUUUCCUGGCACAGAAAAAGAAGAUCAACAAGUUGACGAAAAGCUGGGAACGUCAGAUCGAAUUGGAAGGUGAAGCGAUGAAAAAGCAAGAAGAAGAGAAGCAAGUGGAGCGGGUUAAGCGCCUGGAAGCAGCGACUGGUCUACCCGCGCAGGAGAGUCUCCGAGUAGCAGAAACUUCGCGGAAACGCGCUAUCAAUGAUCCGUUCUCGAGCGAGGUGGCUGCAAAGGGUGCGCUCGCAAAACAACUUCCCUCAUUUUGGCUGCCCGAACUGAACCCGACGGCAGAACCUACAAAGUUGGAGAAACCGAAUCAAAAAGUGAUGUGCCCAAUUACUGGGAAUCCAUUGAAAAUCAAGGAUCUGAUGGAAGUGAAAUUCACCGAAGCACCCGAUGAUGAUGCGAAGGCAAAGAGUGUUUACGGGAAGAAUGUAAAAGCUAACUGGGUUGAUCCUCUGAAUGGAGAACCUUUGAAAGAGUCCGAUAUCAUUGAACUGAAACGCGGUGGUACCGGGUAUGCUGCGACGAAUGAAGUGAAAGCCAAGCUGAUUCGUCCUCAACUCGAGCUGCACAUGGCAUGUGCUGAAAAGCGACAUGCUGUCGACAAAGCUGGGGUAGUGAAGGAAUUUGUAAAAUUUCUAAACCAAAAGGAUUACCUUUCACCCGGGGCGGCGGCGAUUAGAGUCCUGUAUGACAUUCUAAACAACACAGAUGCUACCACCACGAGCCAGGUUAUCGAUGAAAUACGAGUGGCUUCUGAUGCAAUCGUUGAAUCGGAGUAUACGAUGGCCAGCGUACGGGCUGCCUGCGAGAUUUUUGCCAAAUUUGUGACAUUAACACCUGCUUACAUACUGGAUAACCCGGACUUUAGGGUGGUGCUUAGACACUAUAGAACUAGAGCACAUAUGUAUGUCGAAAGGAUUGCGAAUUCCGCAAAUUUCAUCGCCAAUGUCGCGUGUGCCAUCCUUCCGACAGAUGCUCAUAUCAUGGUUCAUGGCGAUAGUAACAUCGUCUUGCGAGUGAUUCUUGCACUAAAAAGCCAGAAUGCCAAGUUCGGCAAAAAUAACAUGAAAAUCUACGUACCGGAAGGGAGGCCGGAGUGUAGUGGGCUGAAAAUGUAUGAGAAUCUUGUGCGAUGUGGCAUCACUGCUACAAAGAUAAUGGACACCGAAGUCGCGCAUCGAAUGCACGAAUGUGAUCUCGUGCUCGCCUCUGCUGAGGGUGUUUUGGAGACUGGUGGGAUUCUAGGAAAGAUCGGGACCCUAAAUAUUACCAACACCGCAAAAAGCAACAAUAUUCCUGUCUAUGUUGUGACGGAAAGUAUCAAAUUUAUCAAAAAGUACCCUCUGAAUCAAGCGGAUAUCCCUGAUGACUAUUUGUAUCCGACACCACCUGAAGGAUCUCCGGCAAUUGAUAGGAGUCGGGCGCAUCCAGCGGUGGAUUACACGCCUCCCACCCACAUUCGCUAUAUCAUCACCGAUCUGGGCAUCUUCAUCCCAACAGCUGUUGGCGAUGAACUUGUGAAGCUCUAUACA
Messenger RNA from Mesorhabditis spiculigera, 1749 nucleotides. The record is from the annotation of a GenBank genome assembly. Lineage: Eukaryota; Metazoa; Nematoda; Chromadorea; Rhabditida; Rhabditidae.